Messenger RNA from Penicillium riverlandense, 744 nucleotides. Its product is annotated as ketopantoate reductase family protein. The record is from RefSeq and is a predicted model, not a curated record. The transcript has 2 exons. NCBI's taxonomy places the organism in Eukaryota, Fungi, Ascomycota, Eurotiomycetes, Eurotiales, Aspergillaceae. Bases 1 to 744 code for a protein of 247 amino acids. Gene Ontology annotation, biological process: pantothenate biosynthetic process. Gene Ontology annotation, cellular component: cytoplasm. Gene Ontology annotation, molecular function: 2-dehydropantoate 2-reductase activity.
AUGGACUAUAUUGUAUGCGCCCACAAGGCCAUUGACCAGGACAGCGUGGCGGCACAGUUACAACCGGUGAUCGAUGAUACCAGGUCUACAAUUGUGAUUAUCCAGAACGGUGUCGGCAAUGAAGAGCCAUUUCGAAGGAAAUUCCCCCAGUGUUCUAUCCUGACCUGCGUGACAUGGGUAGGAGCCACGCAGACGAGUCCUGGCAUUGUCAAACAUACCAAAUCCGAGGACAUGCAGAUCGGCCUCUUCCCAAAUUUACAGAUCGAUGACAAAGUCGAGCUCCAGCGGCUGGAGAGAUUCGCAGACCUGCUCCAGCACGGCCAGACGCGGUUCCAGAUCUUGGAGGAUAUGCAGCGGCAGCGGUGGGAGAAAGUAGUCUGGAACGCUGCAUGGAACUCGCUUACCACCCUGACCAUGGUGGACACGCAAACCUGGCUGCACUCCUCUGAGGAUGCUACGCCCUUCACCCGACAGGUUAUGCGCGAAGUUAUCAACAUUGGUCGCGGCUGUGGGGUGCCACUGACCGAGGACCUCAUUGACCAGCUAAUGGGAAAGAUUAACGCAAUCCCGGGUAUUGGUAGCAGCAUGCAAACGGACUGUAAGAACGGGCGACCGAUGGAGAUCGAAGUGAUCUUGGGCUUUCCUGUGCGAAAAUCGCGAGAGUUAGGGAUUGCGGCCCCGUUUCUAGAGACUCUCUAUGUCAUCUUGCGGGCAAUCGACGGCCGAUUGAAGGCCGCAUUGUAG